Messenger RNA from Cyclocybe aegerita, 1641 nucleotides. The record is from the annotation of a GenBank genome assembly. NCBI's taxonomy places the organism in Eukaryota, Fungi, Basidiomycota, Agaricomycetes, Agaricales, Hemipholiotaceae.
AUGUCCGGGCUCAUUCUACCGACCGACCAACGCGUAACACAGGACUUCCUGGCUAAUUUGAUAGGUUCGCGCUGGGAGGCCGAGAGGGCCACACUUCAACCCCCCACACCCAUGCAGCCCCGGCCACAUACAGAAGUAUCUGAGGCCCCUGUCAUGGGCUCAUCCCAGAUUGCUGGCUCUGUUAUGCUACACUCUCAGCUCGAGGAUUUCAGUCCAGAAGCGUUCGCAUUGGAUGAACGGGAGCAGGAGAAGAAGUGUACCACCAAAGUGGGGAAUGUCACUUUAAGCCUUGUCCCAUCGAAGCGACCCAACGCCCUUCUCCGCCUCCCGACGGAACUCACUGCGAUGAUCUUCGAGCUCGCUCAAGAUCAAUCGCCAUUCGGCCACGGGAGAUUCAGCUCGAAAAGGUACUAUACUGAGGCAGCUGUGUCCCAAGUAUGUCGCCAGUGGCGCGCAAUUUCUAUCGACCGACGACCUUUGUGGACGACGUUUUUCCACCGGGACAACAGACCCAGCGUGGAUCGACCGGAGACGAUUCUUCAUCGCCUGCACACAUAUAUCCAGCGCGCCGCGCCACGAGAGGUUGAUCUGUAUGCAGUUACUGGGGACCCGAAGCUCGCCGCCCUUUUAAUCGACGAGUUUACUCGAUAUGCCACUCGUUGGCGUCGGGUAAUCAUUCAAAUCCCCACCGGUGCGGAGGCUUGCCUUGCGCACCUGAGCGAGGUCAAAUUCUCAGCUAUGGAACGCUUAGAUGUCUUCAUCCCCCACUGUACGAAUAUGGGGCCUUAUUCAGCGCCCGCAAAUUCUUUCACAGCACCAAAGUUGAAGUGCGUCGAGAUGGAUUGCGCCGCCUUCAAGUUAUGCAAGCCUCCUUUGUCGACAGUAACCAUCCUUUACCUCGAAUCUCUCAGCGUUGAUGAGCUGCCAACUAGCGCAACCCCUGUGCUUGAUUUAUCAGAAUUCAUGGAAGUGGUCAAAUCCGCCGUCUCGCUCAAGAGCUUGACAGUGGUCGGCUCCUGUGUUUCUGGAGAACUCUUCGGCGACCCGCCUGGAACUGUACUGACCAACAUCGAGGAAUUAAUCUGCUCCAGCGAAUUUGUUGCAACCAACUUUUGGAGCAAGUUAUACGCGCCCAGGUUAGCAAAGGUGGAAUUGAUUGGCGUCGAACUCUUCGCAAUUAUUCCCGACGGCGACACUUCAUACAGUUCAGACAACCUUCCGGCUUUAACGAACGUUAAAUUCAAUAAUGUCGUUGUGACCGAGACGUGGAUGAAAAGAUUGGCGCUGAACGCAAAGAACGUAACUCACAUCGAGCUUGAGAACGAGGACAUGAGCGAGGAUUUGUGGAUUGGACUAGACCAUCGGGUGCUUAACCCGCUCGAUGCCUUAGCAGAAUGCGACGCCACCUCUGGCCCAGGUCGCUACAUGUGGCCGAAGUUGACCUCGAUUUUCGCCAGAAUCGAACCUUUCGGGACACCUCAAUGGGAGGCGUACGCGCCCCUGCUGAAGCAGCGAAAAGGCUGCCAGUUACUCCUCCCAGAACAUCAUGUACAGCUGUGGAAGGAGGAGGAUGGAGAAAACUGGAAGGAGCUCGAGGAGAUGGGCCGCGUCGCUGGGGUGGUCUACGACGAAGCUGAAUAA